AAUUGGGUGGAUCAGAGAGAACCGGAGGGAGCCUGUCCUAUCUUUAUUACAUACAGCUAGCGAUGCCCGGCCGGUGGUGGCUAGCGCUAGUGCCCAGCACCACGUACGCCACUGGAUCGAGCCCGCCCGCAGCAGCAGGGGCAGCGGAUCAGAGCAAGCUGCUAAUAAGGUCCGAUCGAUCGAUCCUCUACCUAGCUCGUUGAUCAGCAUGGCUCCUCCCCAUCAGACGGAGAGCUGCAGCGGGUCGUCGGCGCCGGCCACGGUGACGACUGUGGAUGUGACCGCGGCGAGGGACCUUAUCGCGGCCGGCGGCGGCCACCGCUACCUGGACGUGAGGACGGAGGAGGAGCUGAGCAAGCUGGGGCACCUGGUGGAGGUGAACAGGUGCAUCAACGUGCCCUACAUGUUCAUCACCUCACAAGGAGGCCGGGUGAAGAAUGCCCAGUUCGUGGAGCAGGUGGCGUCGCUCUUUACCAAAGAGGAACACGUCGUGGUGGGGUGCCAAAGCGGCAAGAGAUCGGAGCAAGCAUGCGUUGAUCUCCAAGCAGCAGGAUUCAAGAACGUCAAGAGCAUGGGAGGCGGCUACCUGGCAUGGCUCCACCAUGGCUUCCCCGUCCACCACCGCACCAACCGCCCGCCACCACGCCAAGACGCCUAGCAGCAGCUCAACCACCCAAACUCCAAUACAAGCGAAAUGAAUAAAAUGAAAUAAUUGCGCUUGCUACCAGCCACUCUUCGUCUCCACUACUAGAUCUACUGCAUUAUAUAUCAUUGUCACCGGAUACGAUUCCCCAUCAGUAUGUUUUGAUGCCAGGAUUCCCCAACAUAUAUGGUGCUAAUAAAAUGCAUGCGGUGAUCAAAUC
This is a messenger RNA of Panicum hallii, 863 nucleotides long. RefSeq names its product thiosulfate sulfurtransferase 18-like. Lineage: Eukaryota; Viridiplantae; Streptophyta; Magnoliopsida; Poales; Poaceae. Bases 209 to 658 code for a protein of 149 amino acids. The record is from RefSeq and is a predicted model, not a curated record. Gene Ontology annotation, molecular function: catalytic activity. The transcript has 4 exons.